UGAACGAUUAUUUGCUCACAGGACCUGACCUAUUGUCAUCACUUUUAGGUAUAAUGCUGCGCUUUCGGGAACAUCCAAUUGCAGUAACAGGUGACAUUAGGGACAUGUUCUUGAGGGUCAAGAUCCAGCAAGACGACCAGGACGCACUGAGGUUUCUGUGGAGAAACAACGCCACAGAAAACAUAAGGACGUACGCGAUGACGUCACUCAUUUUUGGCGCAAAUUGUGCUCCAUUCGUCGCGCAAUUUGUUAAAAAUAAAAACGCCCAGCGAUUUGAAUCGUCGUUUCCCGCCGCCGUCGAUGCCAUCGUCAACUCGCACUACAUGGACGACUACAUCGACAGCCUGCCCGACGAGGCGACAGCGAUCGAAAUGGUAAGGAAUGUCAGUGAUAUCCACAGGGCGGGCGGCUUUGAAAUAAGAAACUGGACGAGCAACAGCGUCGCUGUUUUAAACAGCGUGCCAAAGGAGACCUUAGGUACUGCUGCUGUAAGGUUCAAAGUCGGCCAGCAACAUGAAAGCGAGCGUACCUUGGGUCUCAUUUGGUACCCGGCUGAUGACAUAUUGGGCUUCGAUUUGUCAUUAAAACGUAUACCGAGCGACGUACUUGAAGGUGAGAACAGGCCUACAAAGCGUGUAAUGCUAAGAGUAAUUAUGUCUAUAUUUGAUGUACUAGGUUUCUUAGCACCCUUCACGAUUCAAGGCCGAAUCAUGCUUCAAGAGGCUUGGCGUUUACAGGUGGAUUGGGAGGAUUACAUCCCAGACCAGAUUUAUCAAAAGUGGCGAAAGUGGGUUGACCUUUUAAAGGUAAUUAAAGAUAUCCGUAUACCUAGGUGGUACUGCACAGCCGCGCGCAAUGCGGUAAGGGACAGCCAAACAGCGACAGCGCGUGCGAGCGAAAUGCAAGAUUGUGUGGAUAUCGAGGCAGAGGUACCUACCUCGCGCCCCGCGACCCACGCGCCUACGCACAGUGCUACGAAAGGCUACGACGGCGUAGCGGCAUCUACAUAUGCUACGACCGCACCGAGUAGUAAGUACUCAUAUUAUAAUAAUUUACAAAUGCAUUUUUUUAGCGAUGCAUCUACUCAGGCGAUGUCAGCUGUGGGCUAUUGGCGCUGGGAGGAUAACGGUACUAUUUAUGUUGCAUUUAUUGCAAGCAAAAGCAGAGUUAUGCCGUUAAAACAGCUGACUAUACCGAAGGCUGAGCUGCAAGCUGCAUUGUUGUCGGCGAGAUUAGCCAAUGCAAUUGGAAAGGAGCACAAACUGACGCCUAUAAGGCGUUACUUCUGGUGUGACUCCUCAACUGUGAUACAUUGGAUCCGCAACAAAAAUCGUACGUAUAAGGCCUUUGAAGCAAAUCGUUUGGGGGAGAUUGACGACCUUACCCGCGUUGACGAGUGGCGGUACAUUUCUACGAAACUAAAUGUUGCCGAUUUAGCCACGCGGGACUCGUUUGAUCUAGCCCUACAAAAUGAGUGGUUCAAAGGUCCUUCUUUUUUAUAUGAUAUGAUAUGAUAUGAUAUGAUUUAUUUAUCUCACAAUAUACAAUGUCACUUAAAAUUACACAUGGUAAAUUUUUAGGAAUUUAUAUUGUGAUUGUCAGUUUUUUUACAUUAUGAAUAAUGGAGUACGAAAAAUAACACUGACAAUCAAAAUUUCAUUCAAAAUUAUUAAAUUACAAUCGUAUGUCAGCAGU
This is a messenger RNA of Cydia splendana, 1695 nucleotides long. RefSeq lists its product as uncharacterized. The coding region runs from base 54 to 1514 and encodes 486 amino acids. The transcript has a single exon. The record is from RefSeq and is a predicted model, not a curated record. NCBI's taxonomy places the organism in Eukaryota, Metazoa, Arthropoda, Insecta, Lepidoptera, Tortricidae.